Molecule: messenger RNA, 4530 nt
Organism: Plasmodium gonderi
Lineage: Eukaryota; Apicomplexa; Aconoidasida; Haemosporida; Plasmodiidae
Exons: 2
Coding region: 1-4530 (1509 amino acids)
Source: RefSeq, a predicted model, not a curated record
AUGACAAGUGCAAAAAACAAAUUCGAAAUUGCGAGGAACAGGUCGUGCACCAGCAUAAAAGAAAACCUCAUGUGCUCUUCAAUCAUACUGAAAAAUUCAAGCGGACUUUUAAAAAAUAGUUCCAUAGUGGAUGGUGAAAGAGACAAUUAUGGAAGACCUGUUGAUUACCUGAACUAUGAUAAUACUAGUAAAAAUGAAAUACUCCAUUGUAAUAAUCCAUUAGACGAAUCUGUAGGUAGAAAGGUAAAUGCCAAGAAUCUACACAAAUAUCUGUACAUGAAUGAAGAAGAAGACAAUAAUGAGGAAUUUCCAUUUAACACCGACAUUUCAUAUGACCGUGAGUUAUCUAAUGAGUUCUCCAGAGGAAUGUUAUAUGACAAGAUUGGAAUGUCCAAUAGAACAUACAACACUGUUGUUGAUAAUGUACAUAACAACUUUCAAACGAAUAAAUUAGAAAAUGUUGUUAAUUCAAUAAAAUUUCAAGAUAAUACAAAUAUAAAAAUUCCAUCAUAUUUGAGGUGUUCCCCCUUGUAUGUUCUUUACCCUGAGUUGAGUUACCUCCAGACGGGAGGCGACCCGAGCGGUUCCCAAAAGUGCACUAUAAAAGAUGCGCAAGCUGGUCCGAGAAAUGAUGCGCAAGCUGGUCCGAGAAAUGAUGCACAGGUUGGGCCGAAAAAUGACGCACAGGUUGGGCCGAGAAAUGACGCACAGGUUGGGCCGAGAAAUGAUUCUGAGGGUGGAGUGCAAGACCUUGGUGGAGGCACCCCGGGGGUGGGACGUAGAGUAUCCUCAGAAUUGUCUAGGAACAAGAACCUGCAAGACUACCUUAGAUACACGAUAAACAACAAUCACACUAUAGGGAGAAAUAAAAUGUACGAAUAUUUUGAAUCUAGUAAAAAGAAUAUGGUAGAAAUUGGAUCCCCUAAUGACUUGAACCACACAAUUCUAUACAGAAAAACGAAGAGUCCAACAGAUGUCAUAUUAAAUUUAUACAAAAAUAGACACGUCAGUAGCAGUAGCAAUCACAUGGAAAAUGAACUGAAGACACUGAAUGUUUUGAAAAUGCAAAAAAUGCCAAUUGUAGAAAAAAAAGAAAAGGGAGAAAUUAAUAUCAUUACAUCGGAAGUAAAUCCAAAAAAGAAGGUUAAUCUUUUAAAUAAUUGCACCAAUAGUGACGAUAUGAAUAAUCCACAAAAAGCACACAUGAGUAAUAGAAAAAAUUCCAAUUUUAUAAUUAACCUUAUUGACAUGUCUUCCAGUGAAAAUAUAUCCUUAAAAACCGUCGAUCUCAAUAGUGAUAAAAAUGGAACAAGAGUAAAAAACAUAUUUCAGAUGCAGAAAAAAAACAAAAAAGAUGUUCAAGUGCAAACGAACGAUGAAGAUUUUAAAGAAGCAGCCAAAUGUGCUGUCGAUUUGGAUAUAGAGCGGGUUGUCAACAUUUUUAGCGAAAAAAAAAAAAAAAAAAAUACAUGUCCUCCUGAGGAUGCACUGAAAAGUGACCAUUCCGAAAAAUCCUCUUCAUCAGUGAAAGGGAAAAAAAGAAUCUUUAAAAUUUCGUACAAUGAUUCGAUGGUGGGAGAUUCGAAUCAGAUUUGUGCGGAAGAGAUCGAUGAAGAGGCACAUAGUCGCACAGAUGAGAGUUACUCGAGCGAAUCUGUCAGAGGAGGGGCAGAUUCAGAGGCAGAUUCAGAGGCAGAUGCAGGGGCAGGUGCAGAUUCAGAGGCAGAUUCAAGGGCAGAUGCAGGGGCAGGUGCAGAUUCAGAGGCAGAUUCAAGGGCAGAAGCAGGGGCAGGCGCAGAAAAUGAUGGAACAAAAAAGAAUAACCAAUUUAGAAUGACUCAAUUAAUGGCAAAUCAUAAUCAAUGCGUGAAAUCACGGAGACCCGUUGAACGUUUAAGAGGGACCAGGUUGAAAAAUCAUUUAAAUGCUUAUCGUCAAAGUUAUCCGUUUAGAAGUAAGAUAUCUCACUUAAAGGGUAGCCGAAUCUCUGGUAAUGGAACUGAUAUCCAGAAAGGAAAAGAUCACAAUGGACAAGACAAUGAAGAAAAUCAAAUGGAAAGAGACCAUGUUAUGAACUUAUUAACUUCUGGAUAUCUUCCCAUGGCACAUGAUGGAUCUCAUAUUCCCCAUCUUGGUAGAAGUAUGAAAAAAGCAAUUUUUAUCCCCAAUCGGGGUUAUAAUGCACCGGUGCAUAGGUAUAAUAUGGUAUCGAAGCAUAGACACGACAUUGCACUGGAACAUAAGUAUGAUAUGGAGAGGUCGUAUAGGAACACUAUCGAACCUUCCAUUGUAUAUAGAAACAUAGAAGAGAUAUCCCCCAUGAGUGAAAUCUACAAACAUGACAAACCUAUAAGUAAAGAAGUUGAUAAGUAUUACAAAGAAUUACAGAAAAUUCUACCAAGAGAGAGUAGCGUAUGUAUGAAUAUUGAAAAUAGCGCACCAAGGGGGCUAACGAAUAAGAAUGACAGGUUAGGAGAAUUCCAUAUAGGUGAAGUGGAGACGGGUACAAGAAAAAGCUUAGCCGAAUGCAUUUCAGAACCCAAUAAGAAAAGCUAUGAGAAGGAUAAGAUCACGAAUGAGCUACUGCUAAAAAAGUUGUACAUAGAAAAAAAAAAAAAUUUAUAUGAAAAAAAAAAACUUGAAAAAUCAUUAGCUAGUAUAGUGGAAAAGAGAACUAUGUUAAGAGAAAGGGCUAGAGACAAAUUUAACAAUUUAUGGAGUAAUUAUUACGAUAAAUCUUCGAGUAGUGCUGAUUGGGAUCAUAUAUCUUUUUUAAAAAGAACAGGAAGAUGUACCAGGAAGAUAUCAAAACGUUUAGAAAAACAUGAUUCUGUUGAUAGGGUCAAUAACAGGACCAACUUAGACAGCUACAAGAAAGGUAACAUUAGCAGUUGCAGUAAUGUAAAUUUGUAUUCAUCAAAUGAAGUAUCGAUUAAUGAAUUCAACAAAAACAUUAAUAAUGCACCACGAAAUUACAGCGUUCAAAAUGGAAAAAAAUACAAAGGAGUAAAUAUAACAAAUGAACGUCAUAUUUCGAAUAUAAUUUUUGGAAUAAAGAAUCAUCACCCAACAGUAAGAAAAGUAAGAAAAAAGAAAGAAUGCAAAACUAUGGAAAAUGAGAAAAGGAUAGAAGAACCCAUUUCUAGCUUUAUGUUAAAAUCAUUCAGGGAUAUAAGAUAUAGAGACGCAUUAAAUGACGAAAGACUUAGAUCACGUUCAUAUAAAAAUAGAGUAAAAAAACUGAACCUAUUGAAAAGAAGUAUCCAAUCGUUUAAGACACACACACAGAGGAAUAUACAACAAAAGGGAGAUGGGGAGUAUAAACAAAAUGAUAUAGUUCAGGAGGAGGUAAGAAGGUGUAUAGAACGGGGUGGCUAUUUCGAGCCGAAUAAUAUGGUGCAAAUUUUGGAAGAUUAUGAAUCAGACGAUGCAGGAGCACUUGACAAGCACUUUAUAAAACACCAUGAAGGUGGUAUGAAGAAUAACAAUAUAAAAGAAGAAAACAUCUAUAUUGAAAAUCAAAACUGUGAAGAAAUACUAAAUGGUGCAUUAAAAAUUACGUAUAAUAUAGGAAAGAGCACCGAGAUGGGGAAUUCUAUCGCUGAAGAACAAAAUCACAGUGAGAAUGCAUUUAGCACAUUACAGAAUGAAAAAAGAAAGAAUCAAAACAACCAACGUAAUUAUGACACUAAUUGUGGUAACAGGUAUGAUACCAAUUGUAAUGUUAAAGAAGACAGAGCGCAGGAGAACAUUUGUGAAAGGACUAGUGCGCAAAUAGAUGUUAUGGAAAAGGAAAUAAAUUCCUUCUUAAAAAUAGAGGGUGAAGAAAAAGGAGAAAAUGUUAUAUUAGAAGAAAGUACCGAAAUGAGAAAUGUCUUAAAUACAUAUAACUGCAUGAAUAACGAUACAAUAAAUAAAAAUCUGAACAAGUCAGACGAUUUAAUAAGAAUAAAAGUAAACAUAAAGAAUUCCAAUAAUGGAGAUAAAUCUGAUGGCGACAAAUUUAAUAGCAUAAUUCGGGAGAAUUCAGCUACUGAUGGUUAUGAUUCACAUGAGAAUUCAGAGAAAUUCUCUCAGCAUUCAUACAAAGACACAGAUAAUGUAUUUAUCAAUCGUUUAGGAUUGACAGCUCUAGAGAAGGGAAAUUUCAGCGACACAGAAUUAGCCAAUAGGAGAAAAAAUCCUGAAAUAUUAUCAAUAAAAGGAGAUUAUUCUAAUGGUAAUAACAAUAGCAAGUGCGAUACAUACGCGGGAAAAAAUUUUCUAAGAAAGAAUGAUGGUUCUGGAGGUGGGGAUUAUUUGAAAAUUAAGCAAAACGGUUUCAUGAAUAAGAUGAAAAGUUAUUCGCAUUCCAAAGUUGUAAACCAAAUAUGGAAAAGGAGAGAUCGGCUACAUAGAAUUAGCUCCAACUACAAUCACAACUGCAGUUCAUCUUUGUGUAAAACGAAUUCAAAGACAGAAGAAUCUGUGAACUUGGAACGUAUAGACCCAAACAGAUGGAUACAAAAAAUAUUUGGAGAUACUAAUUAA